Messenger RNA from Fusarium mangiferae, 1662 nucleotides. RefSeq names its product related to meiotically up-regulated gene 161 protein. Gene Ontology annotation, molecular function: RNA lariat debranching enzyme activator activity. NCBI's taxonomy places the organism in Eukaryota, Fungi, Ascomycota, Sordariomycetes, Hypocreales, Nectriaceae. The transcript is spliced from 2 exons. The record is from RefSeq and is a predicted model, not a curated record. Gene Ontology annotation, cellular component: post-mRNA release spliceosomal complex. The coding region runs from base 1 to 1662 and encodes 553 amino acids. Gene Ontology annotation, biological process: mRNA splicing, via spliceosome.
AUGGCUGCACCAAAAAUUAUUGUCUUGGGCAGCCUCAAUGGCCAGCUUGAACCGGCGUUCAAGAAGCUGGCGACAUUACACACCAAAAACAACUUCUCCAUGGCCAUCCUCACUGGCGAUGUCUUCAGCGCAACCCAAGAUGAUGACUCUGUGAAUGCGCUUCUAGACGGGACUAUCAAAGUCCCUCUACCAACGUAUUUCACCGUCGGAACCCGCCCACUUCCACCUCGUAUUGCUGCUAAGGCUGAAGCCGAGGAGGACAUCUGCGAGAACCUACAUUUCCUAGGCAAGCGCAGCAUUACCAAGACAUCUGAUGGUGUGAGAAUUGUCGCAUUAGGUGGCCAACUGGACGCCAACCUCAUUGCAGGACUAUCUAAGGAGCAGCACCUCCCAUUCCACACAGCGGAUGACGCAAAGAGCCUACGCGGCGCGAAUAACGCUGAUAUUCUCCUGACUUCAAUAUGGCCAGCAAGUAUCUGGACUGGCUCUCAGGUUGCGCUCGAUCCCACAAACCAAGCGUCACUCACCGUUUCGGACAAUAUUGCAGAACUAUGUGCAGCGCUCAAACCGCGGUAUCACUUGACGGCUUCGCCAGAAGCCUUCUUCUAUGAACGAGAGGCUUUUGUUCACCCCACCGAAAAGGAAACGGACGGCACCUGCGUCACUCGGUUCAUUUCAAUGGCUUCUUUCGGCAAUGACGCCAAAGCAAAGUCUUUGUACGCUUUUAGUCUCAACAAAGGAGAUGCUUCAGUACCCCCCGGUGCGACAGCCUCGCCUUUCAACCCCAAGACUAAGAAGCGUGCACCUAAGGAUGAUUCUUACAGCCGAUACGGGGGCGAUGAUAACAGCAGAGGCCAUAGAGGCCGACGCCAGAAGCAGCGCCAUCGGUCGCCACCCCCGGGUCCUGAUCGAUGUUACUUCUGUCUCUCCAAUCCCAACCUAUCAGCCCACAUGUGCUGUAGUAUCGGCGACGACGCCUACAUCUCCACGGCUAAAGGACCUUUGCCAACCUCGAACACAUUUGCAGAGCAAGGCCUUACUUUUCCAGGUCACUUGAUCAUCAUUCCACUACCACACAACCCUACAAUACCUAGCAUCGGUCCUGUCACUGAUCCCACAGGAGAAGCCGCAAAAACCUACAACGAAAUGACACGAUUUCGAGAAGCUGUUCAGGCAAUGAUUGCCUCCAAGAGCUCACACAAGCUCGGCGUCGUGACGUGGGAGAUCAGCCGAGAGCGCAACGUUCACCUUAUCUGGCAACUAAUGCCCCUCUCGGCCGAUCUCAUUCGCAAAGGCGUCGCGGAAGCCGCUUUCAAGGUCGAGGCGGAGAAUCAGUCUCUUCCAGCAUUCACCGCUCGAGAGCUCACACUCGAACAGCAGGCCGAGUCAGGGGGUGACUUCUUCCGCGUAUGGCUCUGGGCGGACGAUGGCGAGGACCGUAUUAAGGGCAAAGCCCUCGUCAUGCCUCUGCCCUCAGACAUGCGCUUCGAUCUUCAGUUCGGACGGCGUGUGCUAGCUAAGCUUCUUGGUCUUGAAAGUCGCCUGGUAUGGAAGGAUUGUGAACAGACCGUCGAGGAGGAGACAAAAGACGUCGAGGCUUUUCGGGCGGCGUUCAAGGAAUGGGAUUUCACGCUUCAAGAGGGCGAAGAAGCUGCGGCUUGA